AACUUCAUUUUCGUGUCCUUAGUCCUCUUUGUUUUUGCUUAAUUCAGCGUAAAAGCGUCUGUUUUUUUUUGUGUGGAAAUCAUACCCCCCCUCCAUUUUUGUUAUUUCCUCAUAAUUCACUGAAUCUUUGAUUGGAAAUUUUAUGUAUAAUUGGCUAUGCAGAGUAUUUUUCCAAAGAAAGGGUAGUUUAAAGAAAAAGAUUGUAUUUUUGGGCCCAUGGAUGAGAAGAGAUUUGUUGUAUGCUGCUUGAAUUUGGAGAUAUUGGUGUGGAUUCUAUUAGUUUUUGCUGUUCAACAUUCAGAUGAAACUUACCCUGGAGAUGUUGCUGCAAUUAAUGGCUUAUAUGCUGCUCUGGGAUCGCCGUCCCUUCCGGGCUGGGGUACCGUUGGUGGAGACCCAUGUAAUGGACUUUGGCAAGGGGUCAUAUGCGAAAAUACAAAUAUAGUAACGAUUCGACUCAAUGCUGCUAACUUGGGUGGUGAACUAGGGGAUAAUUUAGGCUCAUUUUCUUCUCUCAAAACAUUAGAUCUGAGCAACAACCAUAUCGGCGGAAGCAUUCCGUCCAUUCUCCCAGUUACCUUGCAGAAUAUUUUUCUUUCAGCUAACGAGUUCACUGGAAGUAUCCCUACUUCUUUAUCUUACCUGAGUCAACUUUCAGCUAUGUCUCUGAAUGGAAACCAUUUGACUGGAGAAAUUCCUGAUUCAUUUCACGGCCUCACGGCUUUGGUCAAUCUUGAUUUGUCAGGUAACAGUUUAAGUGGAUCAUUGCCAUCAUCGCUAGGUAGUUUGUCUUCCUUAACUACUCUACAUUUGCAGAAUAAUCAGCUUUCUGGGACUCUUGAUGUUUUGCAGGAUCUUCCCCUUGCAGAUUUGAAUGUGGAAAACAACCUGUUUUCUGGGCCCAUACCUCAGAAGUUGUUCUCUAUUCCCAAUUUCAAAAAAGAUGGAAAUCCUUUCAACGGUAGUAUUGCUCCUUUACCUCCACCAACAUCAUCAACAACACCCCUUUCUGCGCCACCCUUUUCUGGGUCUCCAACUUCAGCACAGACACCAGCAGCAGCAUCUGCAGAAUCAAGUUCAACAGGACGCAAAAAGUCUUUAUCUGCUAAAAGGGUGGUCUGGAUAUCAAUUGCAGCAGUUUUGACAUUUAUAAUAUUGGUUUUAGCGAUCCUGCUCUUUCUACCGAGGUGCCUCAGGAAAUGGCAUGAAACUCAAAGAACCCCCAAACAACAUGAAAUAGCUCCUUAUGUGGGUGCCAGAGAGAAUCCCGGAGAUAGUGGUUCAUUAGUCCAACCUGGCCGUGACAUAGAGAAAGCUCCUGUAGUUGUGAAGCCAAAAGAAAAACAACCAAGAAGACCGGCUCCCAUUCCGAAGCCACCGCGUGAGCAGGAGGUAAAUGUGCUAACCACGAGUGCACUGCCAAAGAAGGAUAAUAAUGAUAUAAACCCUAGCAGAUUUGAUGUUGAUUUGAUGCCACCACCUCCGCCUCCUCCUCUGCCGGCUCUUCCACAAGAGAGAGUUAUUGUCAAGCCAAUUGCACCUGCUGAAGAUACCGCAGUGAAGCCUCUAACCAGGCCACUUCCACUAACUUCUGUGAAAUCUUACACAAUUGCAUCACUUCAGCAAUACACCAAUAGCUUUUCUCAAGAUAAUCUGUUGGGAUCAGGAAUGCUUGGUAGUGUAUACAGAGCAGAGCUUCCGAAUGGGAAGUUGCUUGCUGUCAAAAAGCUUGACAAAAGAGUUUGCAGUCAACAAAAGGACGGGGAGUUUCUUGACCUAGUAAACAAUAUCGACAGAAUUCGUCAUGCUAAUGUUGUUGAGCUAAUGGGGUAUUGUGCAAAGCAUGGUCAAAGGCUUCUGGUCUAUGAGUAUUGCAGUAAUGGGACACUACAGGAUGCACUUCAUUCUGACGAUGAAUUCAAGAAACAACUUUCGUGGAAUACUCGAAUCUGGAUGGCUCUUGGAGCUGCAAGGGCUUUGGAGUACCUCCAUGAAGUCUGCGAGCCACCUAUUAUUCACAGAAACUUCAAAUCGGCCAAUCUUCUGCUUGAUGAUGAGUUGGCAGUACAUGUUUCAGAUUGUGGUUUAGCUCCAUUGCUAUCGUCUGGUGCUACGAGUCAGUUGUCGGGACAACUUCUCACAACCUAUGGCUACAGUGCUCCAGAAUUUGAGUCAGGAAUUUAUACUUCCCGAAGCGAUGUUUACAGUUUUGGCGUAGUGAUGUUAGAACUAUUAACAGGCAGAAUGUCAUAUGAUCGGACAAGGAAUCGAGGAGAGCAGUUCUUGGUCAGAUGGGCAAUCCCUCAGCUACACGAUAUUGAUGCCUUGACAAAGAUGGUCGAUCCUUCUCUCAAUGGAAAAUACCCCAUUAAAUCAUUAUCACACUUCGCUGACAUAAUUUCUCGCUGUGUUCAGCAUGAGCCAGAAUUCAGGCCACUAGUGUCAGAAGUUGUUCAGGACCUCAUUCAAAUGAUUAGAAGAGAAUCUCAAAAUAGAUCGCAUGGCGAAUUAUGAUUUGAAUUAGACAUUCAUGCUGAGAAUUCAGCUGGUUAGUACCUAACAAGAUUUGAAGAUUAUUUGUUUUGUGAAGUGAGCUCGGAUACUCGGACCAAAGAAACGAGGUUGCAGGCUAUCCUGCUAACACAACUUCAUACUGAAACAAAAGGCAAACAGGAAGCGCCAUUCUUGAAAGAACCAACACAGGAAACUUAGUGCCUGCUAACAACACAGCUUGCUCAUCUCAAUCUUGUCAAAUUUUUGGAUCAUAUCAUUUAGGAUAAACAUAUCCCAUUGUUUGACAACUAUUAUAAUUUUGUUGUUAGUUAGCAUAGGAGUGUCUCCUGAGUUCUGAAGUUGUAUAUUUUGUUGUACAUGUACAAAGUCAUUUGGUUGUACAAGGAUCUCUUCAUUCUUUGUCAUGCACUUGUUGUGGCACAUGCCAAUAAAGUAGAUUUAGAA
Molecule: messenger RNA, 2958 nt
Organism: Nicotiana tabacum (common tobacco)
Lineage: Eukaryota; Viridiplantae; Streptophyta; Magnoliopsida; Solanales; Solanaceae
Source: RefSeq, a predicted model, not a curated record